Guyanagaster necrorhizus is the source of this 1464-nucleotide messenger RNA. RefSeq names its product APG6-domain-containing protein. Gene Ontology annotation, biological process: cellular response to nitrogen starvation; late endosome to vacuole transport; autophagosome assembly. Gene Ontology annotation, cellular component: phosphatidylinositol 3-kinase complex, class III, type I; phagophore assembly site; phosphatidylinositol 3-kinase complex, class III, type II. The coding region runs from base 1 to 1464 and encodes 487 amino acids. The transcript has 6 exons. The record is from RefSeq and is a predicted model, not a curated record. NCBI's taxonomy places the organism in Eukaryota, Fungi, Basidiomycota, Agaricomycetes, Agaricales, Physalacriaceae. Gene Ontology annotation, molecular function: protein-macromolecule adaptor activity; phosphatidylinositol 3-kinase binding.
AUGAGUUCCGGAGGCCUUAUAUGUCAGCAAUGCAAGGAGCCACUACAAUUGGAUGCCUCUCUUGUCGAUUUGGCUCCUUCUGCAUAUGACAUGAUCGUUACUUCGGUUUCGCCUGCGCAGUCAUCGUCGCCUGCUCGUCUCACCUCUGACGCCGACAGGUUGGCUGCUCUUCCCGCAGACUCGACCGUCAAAUCUGCAUGGCAAAAUUCCAAAUCCUCCGCUUUCUCUUCUCUCUCAGCCCGUGCACAGGGGAAGCUGCCAGAGCGCGGCCUGGCUCUGUCGCCGCAUGAGUCCUUCGUGCUUUUGCAGGACAGUAUGAUCCGUAAUAUCCCCUCUUCACCUUCAUCUCCGCGCCCAAAGAAAGGCCUCAUGAAGGCCCGGAGUUCUUCGAGCAAAUCUCCAACGUCCCCUCCGCUCAAGCCUGCUCUCGAUCAACCGAACCCGUCGCCAUUGUCCCAUCAUCUACGUUCGACCACCAGACUGUUCAAUUUCCUGUCUUCGCGGACAGAAAUAGACCAUCCUCUAUGUGCAGAGUGCACGCAGAUCCUGCUCACAUCGCUACAGCGUCAGUUGGAUGAAACAAAGAAAGAAAGAGAUGGUUACAUAGCGUUUGAGAAAGAGAUUAAAAAGGAAAGGGAGCGAGAAGGACGUGGGAUGACGAAAGAGGAAGCCGAGAGGAAGAUUGAUAAACUGCAGGGAGAGGAAUGCCUUGCCAUUGAACAGCUUCUGGAGGCGGAACGUGAGCGCGAGCAACUGGACGAAGACUUGCGGCUAUUAGAGCUUGAGGAAAAGGAUUUGGACGCGGAAGAAAAUGAAUUCUGGCGCGCCCACAGCGAACAAGUCUUAUCCAUAGAUCAACAAACAGCACAGCUAGCAACACUUCGUGCUGCAUAUGCAGCAGAUUCCGCGACUCUCGAGAAACUUGAACGCACUAAUGUGUACAACGAUGCCUUCUGCAUUGGUCAUGACGGUGUCUUUGGGACCAUUAACGGGCUACGAUUAGGAAGGGUACCUGGAGUGCCGGUUGAAUGGGCUGAAAUCAAUGCGGCUUGGGGACAAACCCUUCUUCUAAUGUACACCAUUGCUCGCAAACUCGACUACACGUUUGAGAACUAUCGAUUAGUACCCAUGGGGUCCUUUUCACGGAUUGAAAAAGCUACUGGCGACAAGUCUAACUACGAGCUGUAUGGCUCUGGGGAUCUCCAUUUCGGCCGAUUACUCCAUAAUCGACGGUUUGAUAUAGCUAUGGUGGCCUUUAUCGACUGCCUGAAGCAUCUCAUGGAUCAUAUCAAGUCACAAGAUCCCUCUGUCGAUUUUCCUCAUCAGGUCGUAAAAGAUAAGAUUGGGGAUAUUUCGGUCAAACUGCAGUUUAACCAAGAGGAGGUAUGGACUAGGUCACUCCGCCAUGUCCUUCUUGCUCUCAAGAUAUGUCUGAAAUGGGCCACCAACGGUGUGAAUGGAUAG